Molecule: messenger RNA, 3891 nt
Organism: Passer montanus (Eurasian tree sparrow)
Lineage: Eukaryota; Metazoa; Chordata; Aves; Passeriformes; Passeridae
Gene: VWA5B1
Product: von Willebrand factor A domain containing 5B1
Exons: 21
Coding region: 1-3891 (1296 amino acids)
Source: RefSeq, a predicted model, not a curated record
AUGCCAGGGCUGAUUAACUGGGCCACCCUCUCCCGGCUGCCCCUCAUUGCGUCCGAGGUGACCUCCUGUGUCAGCGGCUAUGCCUUUGGGAUGACAGCCCUGCUCACCUACCACAACCCCGAUCCCCAGGCUCUGGAAGGUCUCUUUGUGUACCCCUUGGACGAGGGCACAACUGUCGUGGGCUUCGAGGCAGCCGUGUCACGGCGCACUGUGACAGUGCAGAUCAAAGACAAAGCCAAGAUGGAUGACACCUACUUCAACAGCUGCAGCCUCCCCCCUGGAAGAGCUGGUGAUGGAAGGCUUAUCAUGGAUGAGGACCUGGAGAGGAUUGUUUUUGUGGCCAACCUGGGCAUGAUUCCUCCCCUGGAAAGUGUCUCCAUCUUCAUCAGCACCUCCUCUGAGCUGCAGACACUCCCCAGCGGGGUGGUGAGAGUCCUUCUGCCAGCUGUGUGUGUCCCCAGGGUCUCCCAGGCCAGCCUGGAGAAUGCCAGCAGCUUUUCCAGCCACCAGCUCCAAACGUUUAUUUGGAUUUAUCUCACUGGCAGGGACAAGCACCCCUGUGGAUUGGGGAGCCCGGAGCAAGGGAGCAGGUUCUGCCUGACUCAGCUGCUGGACAGUGAGGCCACCAACCCCUUUGAGUAUGAGUUCAGCUUCCAGCUGGAGAUCCGGGGGCCGUGUUUGCUGGCAGGAGUUGAGAGCCCCACACACGAGAUCCGAGCAGACGCCGACCCCUCAGCUCGCUCUGCCAAGAGCAUCGUGAUCACGCUGGCCAACAAACACACCUUCGACAGACCCGUGGAGAUCCUGAUCCACCCAAGUGAGCCCCACGUGCCCCACAUCUUAAUGGAAGAGGGUGACAUGACCCCUGCAGAGUAUGAACGACACCUGAAGGGGAAGAACGAUUUCAUUAAAGGCACUAAGAAAGACCCCAGUGCCAAGAAAAAGACGGAAAUCAUCAGGAAGAGGCUGAACAAGGACAUCCCCCACCACCCUGUCAUCAUGCUCAACUUCUGCCCUGACUUGAGGACGGUGCAGCCAGGCCUCCGGAAAGCCCAGGGAGAGUUCAUCUUCCUGGUGGACCGCAGUAGGAGCAUGAGUGGUGUGAACAUCAGCCGUGCCAAGGAUGCCCUGCUGGUCAUUCUCAAGAGCCUGAUGCCAGCAUGUCUCUUCAAUGUCAUUGGGUUUGGAUCCACCUUCAAGACCCUCUUUCCUGUCAGCCAGGCCUAUUGUGAGGAGAGCCUGCUCAUUGCCUGCCAGAGCAUCAGGAGGAUCCGGGCUGAUAUGGGCAGCAUCAACCUCCUGUCCCCCCUGAAGUGGCUCGUCCGCCAGCCCACCCACAGGGGCCACCCCCGGCUGCUCUUUCUGCUGACAGCCGGGGCCGUCAGCAACACCGGGAAGGUUCUGGAGCUGCUGCGGGACCACUCCUGCUCCACCAGGUGCUACAGCUUUGGUGUGGGGCCAAACGCCUGCAGGAGGCUGGUCCGGGGUCUGGCUGCUGUGUCCAGGGGCGUCUCCGAGUUCCUGGAGGAGGAUGAGAGGCUGCAGCCCAAGAUGGUCAGGUCACUGAAGAAGGCGAUGGCGCCGGUCCUGAGUGAUGUGUCCGUGGAGUGGGUCUUUCCUGAGAGCACCGAGGUCUUGGUGUCCCCUGUCAGCAGCAGCUGCCUGUUCCCUGGUGACCGCCUGGUCAGCUACGGUGUCAUCUGCGACACCUCCCCGUACCUCUCCAACCCCAGAUCUGACAAGAGGCGGCAGUACAGCACGAUGCAUUCCCAGGAGUCGGGCAGCUCUGUUUUCUUUCACUCCCAGGAGGAGGGAGCAAGCUUGGAGAGCUGGAACCACUCCAGAGACUCGGAGGGGUCCUGCCCCGCCGAGUGCUCCCCUGAGCACCUGGGCGUGGGCAGAGAUCCCGGGGCAGAGUCGGACACGGACACGGGAAAGGACGUGCAGGCUCUGUCCAGGCGGCGGGCGUACAGCACCACCCAAAUCUCCGAGCACGAGCCUCGCAGGAAGGUGCCCACAGCCAGCGACCCUGGCACAGCCCUGGUGAAAAACCCCCUGAGGAAAACCCACCUGCAGGACCUGCAGCAGCUCAGCCCCGAGCCCUGCCAGGUGGAUUUCCAGCCCCUCCCGGCCAUCCCGCAUGCCUCUGCCGCCAGGAUCCGUGGCACAGGCGCCCGGCGCCCUGCCCUGCUCCAGCACAGCUGUGUGUCCUUCUGCCAGGACACCGCCCCCCCGGCGCUGCCGGACGGGCUGCAGGAAGCCCCGGCAAGGGGCUCGGAAGCACUUGGGGCCAUCAGGAGCCUGCACUCCUCAUCGGACAGCCGGAGCCCCGGGGAUCUGGAGUCUGCCCAGCAUCCAUCCCUCACUUUUGAGACAGAGACCUCCUCUGACUGGGAGCCCCAGGACCUGGAUGUGGGCGCUGCCUGUGGCUCCCCACGCUCCCCCAGGACCCUCUGCAAGGCAGUGGUGAAGGGCCUGAGGAACAACGAGCCUGUGCAGUGGGAAGUCACGUUUGAUAUCCACCCUCUGUUCCGUGAGCGGGAGAGCCAGGAGGAUGGUGACACUGACCUGUGGAGUGAGACCUUCCACCACCUGGCAGCCAAGUCACUCAUCCAGGACUUGGAGCAGCUCGCCGACAGGGAGUGUGAAAUCGAGCAUGGGUCGGGGCGGCGGUUCCAGCUCAGCGCUGUCCACACCAGCAAGGCCUGCAACAUCAUCAGCAAGUACACGGCCUUCGUGCCCGUGGACCUGAGCACCAGCUCCUACCUGCCCACCCUGGUGCAGUACACCCACACAGGGGCAACAUCCAAGCAAGGCAACCAGAGGAAACAGAAGAGUUCAGGAAGCAGAAGGCAUCGUGGCUGUUCCCCUGGACGUCCUCAGUCAGCAUGUGGCCAGAAUGGAGACUACAGAUUUAACAGCAGGAAUGCUGAGGAGAGCAGCCCCUCGCCCUCCAGCACCCCGUCCUCGUCUGCCUGGGAGCGCUGCCGUGUCCCUGAAGGGUCUCUCCACAGCCUGUCUGCUUCCUCUGCACAAGCCCAAAAAUCCAUUGAGAGGCUCUUUGCUGCCAGGCUGACCCUCAAUAAAACCAUGCUGCUGGUUCGAGCUGCCAAAGGCUUCAUGAGUAAAUCUCCAAGCAGAGGGAGCAAAGCCAGCUCUGAGGGUGACAGUGAGAGCAUGGACUACCUUCCCCUGGUGUCCCUGCAGCUGGCCUGCGGUGCCUUCCUUCUGAACUCAGCCUUCUGCGACGCCGUCAACAUCCCCAUGGAGAAGCUGAAGCGGACGUCGCCCUUCGCCUGCCACCGCCUGUCCCUCAGCCCCUCGGGCUCGUACAGCACCCAGAGGAGCAGUCCCUCCUCGGAGCACCGGCUCCUGAGCCGCGCCCAGCCGCUGCCGGGCCCCAGCGGGCCGGGGCAGGGCCGGGCCGGGGCAGCGGUGCCGGAGGACACGGGCCGCCUGCGGCUCCUGUCGGGCAGCGCGGCCGAGAGCGCCUGCAGGGCCCUGCAGGCCGAGAGGGAGCCGCGGGCCCCGGCCAUCACCAUCCGCAGCUUCUCCUCCCCCGCCGGCAGCGGCCGGGGCUGGGACACCGCCGGCUCCGAGCUGCAGGCUGUGCUCUCGGCCGCGGAGCUGCAGCAGCAGACGGAGCCCGAGGGGAUGCUGUGGGCCACGGCCGUGGCCCUGGCCUGGCUGGAGCACAGCUCGGCCUCCUACUUCAUCGAGUGGGAGCUGGUGGCUGCCAAAGCCAGCCUGUGGCUGAGCGGGCAGGACUUCCCGGAGGGAUCCAGCCUGGCCGCGGUGAGGGCUGCAGCCCAGCAGCUCUUUGUGCUGCUCCGUCACUGGGACGAGAACCUGGAGUUCAACCUGCUGUGCUACAACCCAGGCAGUGUGUAA